Messenger RNA from Protopolystoma xenopodis, 333 nucleotides. Lineage: Eukaryota; Metazoa; Platyhelminthes; Monogenea; Polystomatidea; Polystomatidae. The record is from the annotation of a GenBank genome assembly.
AUGAAACUCUUCCUGCAUAAUUUGCUCACUUCUCGGGUGCUUAAGGCUGUGAAGAUUGGAUACCCCCUUAAGUUAAAGGUUGAGGAAAUCAAGAUGUUGGAGAUCGAUUUUCAGCCGGAAUACAUUGCUCGCUUGAUCCCAAAGGUAGAAUGGUUUGCACUCAAGGCCGCUGUCUCACAGUUGGGCGAAUCUUAUGCCUUUAACCUCCCCUCAGAAGUGCCUCAGGACUAUGAACAAAAUCAGGAAUUUCUCAAGCUUGCACACAAGGCACUUCUCGAGAUUGACAUAAUCAAAGGAUCCCUGAUUUGCCCCGAGACGGACCGGGAGUUUCCA